Molecule: messenger RNA, 1754 nt
Organism: Spinacia oleracea (spinach)
Lineage: Eukaryota; Viridiplantae; Streptophyta; Magnoliopsida; Caryophyllales; Amaranthaceae
Product: meiotic recombination protein SPO11-2
Exons: 11
Coding region: 220-1365 (381 amino acids)
Biological process (GO): meiotic DNA double-strand break formation; reciprocal meiotic recombination; meiotic DNA double-strand break processing
Cellular component (GO): nuclear chromosome
Molecular function (GO): ATP binding; DNA binding; DNA topoisomerase type II (double strand cut, ATP-hydrolyzing) activity
Source: RefSeq, a predicted model, not a curated record
UGUCAUGAUAUAGGUCUAUAAACGAUCUUCCCAUAACUUUUCCUUCCUGCUCAUUCCGGAUCAAAAAGCAAAAGAACAAUAAAUAGACUUUGGUGUUGGAGCAAAGCAAUAAGUGUAAUUUGAUCUGAAUUUAUAAGGGGAUAGUACAAAGCAAUAAGUGACAUGACUCAUUUUACAUCGUUUUAAAAUCCUGGCGCCAAAGAUCAAUUGCAAAGCAAAAUGUGGGAGCUCUUUCAAUCCUCUCUACUCUUCUCUCAUCAGCAACUCUGCUAUGCCGAUAUUCUCUCUCCUUCUCAGGUACGAGCUCGAAUCGAGGUUGCAGUCUUGAAUUUCCUGAAAAUCUUGAACUCUCCGAAUCCAGAAAUCACGGAUCUUCCUCUGACGAGUCGAAACUCCAAGAAUACGAAUGUUUACCGAGGUUUAAUGAGCGAUAAUUCACACAUUUUUCUGUCUCACUCGUUCUCAAAACGGUCUAUGAUGAGAGAGAAUGCUGCUAAAGCCUUUGUUCGAGUGUGGAAGGUUAUGGAAAUGUGCUACCAGAUAUUGGUGGAGGAAAAGAGAGUCACUCAACGCGAACUUUACUACAAGCUGCUUUGUACUUCAUCUGAAUAUUUUAGCUCCCAAACACAGGUUAAUCGGACUGUUCAAGAUGUGGUUGCAUUGCUUCAUUGCAGCCGGUAUAGCCUUGGGAUCAUGGCUUCUACAAGAGGGCUAAUUGCUGGCCGGCUACUGCUUCAGGAGCCAAACAGAGAGGUCGUGGACUGUUCAGUUUGUGGGUCUUCAGGACAUCCGAUCUCAGGCGAUCUGAGCAUGCUAGAAUCGCUCAGUAUGAAAACAGAUGCACGAUACAUAAUUGUGAUAGAGAAGCAUGCCAUAUUCCAACGAUUGGUUGAGGAUUGCUUCUUUAACCAAGUCCCAAGCAUACUUAUCACAGCCAAAGGGUGCCCAGAUCUAGCCACAAGGUUUCUGCUUCAUAAGAUAACCAAAGCAUUCCCUAACUUGCCUAUUCUGGCGCUGGUUGAUUGGAAUCCUGCUGGAUUAAGUAUCCUGUGCACCUUCAAGUAUGGAAGCAUCGGGAUGGGACUCGAGGCAUAUAAAUAUGCUUGUAAUGUGAGAUGGUUAGGAGUGAGAGGAGAUGAUCUCCAGUUGAUACCUGAGGAAUCUAUGGCCCCAUUGAAACCAAAAGACAAGCAAAUUGCUAAAAGCCUCACAUCAAUGGAAAUACUUCCGGAUGAUUACAAGGAGGAGUUAUCACUAAUGGUUCAACGUGGGCAAAGAGCAGAGAUUGAAGCUCUCUAUUGUCAUGGAUAUGAUUUCUUAGGAAAAUACUUGGCGAAGAAAAUUGUCCAGGCCGAUUACAUAUAGAUAUAAAGGGAGUGGCGAAUACACAGUAUCACGAAGCAUGGCAGUUAUAUCUAAUCUGCGUAAACACUUGCAUCUUCUUCGAGAAAAACUAGUCAAAAGUGACAAACAAACCAUUCCAUGCUGCAAUUACAUCCACCUGAAAUGUAACUGAAAAAUUCAAACCACAAAAGAUAGGCAUACCUGGUUCCUUUAUGCUUUGAUUGAUGUAAGUACUAUUGUUUAUGCUCUGAUGUAAGUAGCAAUAUCAUUUGAGCAGCUCUCACAAGUCACAAAGAAGCAUGAAUGUGAAUGAAAACAUCUUAUUUACCUUAUUUCUUCAUAGUAUGGAUGCAUGUAGCAUGCAAUGAUAUUCAAAUGAAUUUAUUAAUAUCAACUAGGCUUUAUUCUCA